Molecule: messenger RNA, 7537 nt
Organism: Grammomys surdaster
Lineage: Eukaryota; Metazoa; Chordata; Mammalia; Rodentia; Muridae
Gene: Crebrf
Product: CREB3 regulatory factor
Exons: 10
Coding region: 344-2266 (640 amino acids)
Biological process (GO): regulation of transcription by RNA polymerase II; response to unfolded protein
Cellular component (GO): nucleus
Molecular function (GO): RNA polymerase II transcription regulatory region sequence-specific DNA binding; DNA-binding transcription factor activity, RNA polymerase II-specific
Source: RefSeq, a predicted model, not a curated record
CAGCAUGGAGAGGGGCCGCGGCCGCCGGAGCGCGGCCGGACCCAGUGCCUGAACCGCCUUCAGCCUCAGGAAUCAAGUGGGAAGAUCAGAGUAGGACUAGGCUGGAUACCUGUAGGGCCUCAUCAGGAGGUUACCUGAGCUAAAGCUUGUUUGUCAGAACCGCAAAUUUAUUUUUUUAAAAAAGUGGUGACCCAAGCAGUUGAACUGAAGGUAUUCUGGGAAAAUCUGCUGUUUAUUGUGAAAAUCAUCUUUGAUCUUGGAAUUAAAAGUAAAGCUGGAAAGGAAUUUACAAACAAGAAAAAGAAGAAGUUUGGAAUUGGACUCACAGGAUCUGGGCUUGGAAAUGCCUCAGCCCAGCGUAAGCGGAAUGGACCCGCCUUUUGGGGAUGCCUUUCGAAGCCACACCUUUUCAGAACAGACUCUGAUGAGCACAGAUCUCUUAGCCAACAGUUCUGAUCCAGAUUUCAUGUAUGAGCUGGAUAGAGAGAUGAAUUAUCAACAGAAUCCUAGAGACAACUUCCUUUCUUUGGAAGACUGCAAAGACAUUGAAAAUCUGGAAACUUUCACAGAUGUCCUGGACAAUGAGGAUGCUUUAACUUCAAACUGGGAACAGUGGGAUACAUACUGUGAAGACUUAACUAAGUACACCAAACUAACCAGCUGUGACAUCUGGGGGACGAAAGAAGUGGAUUACCUGGGUCUUGAUGACUUUUCUAGCCCUUACCAAGAUGAAGAGGUCAUCAGUAAAACUCCAACCUUGGCCCAGCUCAAUAGUGAGGACUCUCAGUCUGUUUCUGAUUCCCUUUAUUAUCCUGACUCACUCUUCAGUGUCAAACAAAAUCCCUUGCCCCCCUCUUCUUUUCCUAGUAAAAAGAUCACAAGUAGAGCAGCUGCCCCUGUGUGUUCUUCAAAGACACUUCAGGCUGAGGUCCCAUUGUCAGACUGUGUCCAAAAAGCAAGCAAACCUACUUCAAGCACACAGAUCAUGGUGAAGACCAACAUGUAUCAUAAUGAAAAGGUGAAUUUUCAUGUUGAAUGUAAAGACUAUGUAAAAAAAGCAAAAGUCAAGAUCAACCCUGUGCAACAGGGCUGGCCCUUGCUGAGCCAGGUCCACAUAGAUGCUGCAAAGGAGAACACUUGUUACUGUGGAGCUGUGGCAAAGAGACAGGAGAGAAGGGGGUUGGAGCCUCAUCAGGGUCAUGGCACUCCUGCUUUGCCUUUCAGAGAAACCCAGGAACUAUUACUUAGUCCUCUGCCCCAGGGUGGUCCUGGGUUGGUUGCCAUAGCAGAGAGUGGCAGCCUUUCUGCCAGCACUUCUGUUUCAGAUUCAUCCCAGAAAAAAGAAGAGCACAAUUAUUCUCUUUUUAUCUCUGACAACAUGAGAGAACACCCAACCAAAUACAGUCCUGAAUAUGAUGAGGAUGAUGAAGAUGAUAUUGAUGAUGAAGACCAUGAUGAAGGGUUUGGCAGUGAGCAUGAGCUUUCUGAAAAUGAAGAGGAGGAAGAAGAGGAAGAGGAUUAUGAGGAUGACAGAGAUGAUGAUAUCAGCGACACUUUCUCUGAACCAGGAUAUGAAAAUGACUCUGUAGAGGACUUGAAGGAGAUGACUUCCAUAUCUUCUCGGAAGAGAGGGAAAAGAAGGUACUUCUGGGAGUAUAGUGAGCAGCUUACACCAUCGCAGCAAGAGAGGAUUCUGAGGCCAUCUGAGUGGAAUCGAGACACCUUGCCAAGUAAUGUGUACCAGAAAAAUGGCUUACAUCAUGGGAAAUAUGCUGUUAAGAAGUCACGGAGAACUGAUGUGGAAGACCUGACUCCAAACCCUAAAAAACUACUCCAGAUUGGUAAUGAAUUACGGAAGCUGAAUAAGGUGAUCAGUGACCUGACUCCAGUUAGUGAGCUUCCCUUAACAGCGAGGCCAAGGUCAAGGAAAGAAAAAAAUAAGCUGGCUUCCAGAGCUUGUAGGCUAAAGAAGAAAGCCCAGUAUGAAGCUAAUAAAGUGAAGUUGUGGGGCCUCAACACUGAAUAUGACAAUUUAUUGUUUGUAAUCAACUCCAUCAAGCAAGACAUUGUAAACCGAGUUCAGAAUCCAAGAGACGAGAGAGGACCCAGCAUGGGACAGAAGCUUGAAAUCCUCAUUAAAGACACACUCGGUCUCCCAGUCGCUGGGCAAACCUCAGAAUUUGUUAACCAGGUGUUAGGGAAGACUGCUGAAGGCAACCCCACUGGAGGCCUUGUAGGACUAAGGAUACCAGCAUCAAAAGUGUGAUCAGCCUCAUUGGACCACUGGUCAGAAAUGUCUGUUUUUGUCAUGUUAUCCAUUGUAAAUUUUCAUUCUGUUUUGCAUGUCAAUUAGCAUUAUGUAAACAUUUAUAAUUAGGUUACAUUGUUUUAAGAGCUUGUAGCAUAAGUGAAGCAUGAUCCAAGAUACUUGAUUAUUGCAUUUUCAGAGCAUAAACCAGUGACCCUGCUGUGGCAUUAGAAAGAAGCUCACAUUUUAAGUAAAUGUGAGGUACAGAUUGUAAACAUUCGUUGAAGCAGAACGUUUUGGAUGAGUGAAUAUAUUAGUAUAAUGCUAAGUGUUAAGGUGGGUUUAUGCUCUGAACCACACAAAAAUACCGAGGAAGCAUUUUUUUUCAAAGUCCAUUUAGAUUGUUUUUAGAAUGACUGCUUUUUGUUCUAAUUUUUUUACAGCCAUUAAUCUCACUUGUACAUGGCACACCCAGCACUCACGUGUGUACCAUGUUUAGAUGUUUAUUUUCAGAGCUCAAUAUGAUAUAAAUACAUAUAUAUAUAAAUAUAUAUAAUUGUCUGUGCAAGUAAGAAAAAAGCAUAUUCUUUGUGCCUUGUAUUUUGGGGAAACUCUAAAACUGAUAAUAUUUUGUAUGAUGAAAACCCUAAUGAAGAAAACCAAGAUAUAUAGAUGAGAAAAUUAUGGGGUUUAAAUGUCUUUUUGUUCCAACUCUUUUUCAGAUUUUUUGAAUGUAUAUAGGACUAUGUUGAAAUGUAGAUAUAUGCCACAGAGUCUGUGUAUUGUAUAAAAAACAAAACAAAAACAAACAAACAAAAAAAGAUGGCUCUAGAAAACUCCUAUUUCGGUACUUGACCGGAAGAAAAUACUUGCACAUUAUUGCGAUUGUUUUAUUUUUUCUACCAAAGACAAAUGCAACUGGUAUGGCAGACUGCCAGUCUAAGUAAAGUUUUGCACAGCUUACAUGAUACUGUAUGAAUGUAUGAAAAAAAAGAGAAAAAAUUAAAAGGUCAGGGUUAGGGAUCUUACUCAACUGUGAAUUUUAUUUCUGUUUGGGUCCAAUUAUCUACAGAAGGAGCAUCCAUACAUACAAAUAUUAUUUUGCUGUCCUCUAGUUUGCUUCCAUAGUAGAUAAGUUGGUGGCCACUUAGGUGUCUUUUAUUUCUGCAGUUACUGUAGGAAAUUUUAAUAUAUUUCAUACUAGUAAGCUAUUGAUAAAAUAGUUUUUGACUUUGAAAUUAAAGUUUAUUUAGCUUAUUGUAGUAUACUUCCACCAAACAACCAAAAUACAGAUUAUUUUUAUUGUAUUAUGUAUAUAUAUAUAUGUAAAGAAAGAAAAAAGCUAAAAAUAUCUAAUACUUUUUAGUUGCCACUUUUCCAAUUGAUGUAUUAUUGUGCAUGUAAUAUUUUCAAAGAUCAACACAAGCUUAAAACAAAUUUAUAAAUUUUUAUAUUUUUGUACAGGUAUUUUCUUCAAACUUACAUGUGACUUAUCUUCUGUAGUUUCUAGACUUGAGAAACAUGAACACGUUUAGUUUUUAGGUGCUCUUUGCUCACGUAAACGGCUUUAUUAGUCAGUUUUUAACUGUGCUCAAGCUUUACCUCUUGAUGAGAAAUUUCUAUGUCAAGGCAGCAUUAUAAACCUUCCCACGGGUCCUUCCAUCCUGUCUUUCUUGACUGUUUAAUCUCAAAUCUUGUGUUUGGAACUAUGAAAACUGGUGGCUUUAAAAGUAAAAACAAACAUAUCUAGAAGAAAAGCCUCAAAUGUCAGACAUAGUUGCUGUUUUUCCACUACCCUUUGAUAGAACUAAGAUAGUUGUCCUUGUUCUGCACAGGAGUUUCUUUCCUAUUUCUUCCUCCUCCCCUUUUGUAAGCUAUAGCACAUGAAGGUUCAAUUAGGGAACACAGUUACAAUCCAGAAAUGUGUCUUACUUGCCUCUUUGACAUCAUGAAUCCUAAGAAACCAAGACUUACCUUGACACGUAGGCUGAAACUGUGAUAAGUUUCCUGUGUGUUUGGUGGAAAUGUACCUGUUCGUUUAUCCAUGCUAACAGAUAAUAAGCUCACAUGGCAUGGUUAGUAGAAUUCAAGGUUUUACUUUUUAGGUGGGAAAAAGCAAAACAUAGGUUCACAAAUGAAAGUAUAUGAAGUCUUGAAAGUGUUCCAGAAUGUGGCCGUUUUGCAGUCAAGUGAAUAUUGCUUCAUGGUAGCGAUUCAGUUGGUGAAGUUUAUAAAAUUGCCCCUUUCUAGCUACCCUAUUAGAAAUUCUGGUUUUUUGAUACCCUUUUCUUGUCUGCAAACCAGAAUUUGAUUUUUUGGUCUUGCAUUUCAAAAAACUUUGAAUCUAUUUAGUAGAUUCCAUACCCGUGCAGUUCAGUGUUUUAUAUGUACUCCUUAAGUUAAGUAGUUGAAAGCCUUUAAAUAAAUAGUUGAGCUUUUUAAUGUUGACACUUUAUUUUGUACCUAUUUAUAUAUGUAUGUAUAUCUUAGAAAAGCACUUUGUUAUAAAAUUGCAUUUUAUAUGAUUCCUGCCAUUUGCUGCUAAACCUGGGCUGGUCAGAACGCUGCAGCGAUACUUGAUCUAAAUAAAAACCUGGCAGUAAAAUGUAGAGUGCAAGUUAAAUCCUCUUGCUGUUUAAGAUGACAUAGGCAAGCUGUGCAGCUUUACAUUUUAACCAGGGGACUCUGUGGCAUUUAAAACCGUCUAGAAAUGGUUGUACUUUUAAUGCCAGUAAUGAACUGCUUCCUCUAUUGUCUUUAAAAUACCUACACCUAGUGUAUCACAGAUGGUUCUCACGAGUAUGUAAAAACCCAGCAGUUGUACAUGUUGUGUUUGUUUUUAAUCGUGGCAUGUAUUUUUGGGUGGAAAUCAUUAGUGUGAGAGCUGUCUAAAGGUUUUCUGUGUUCAUACAUGGUAUACAGAUAGCUCAUGAAGUCCAGAACCUUCCUUCAAGUGAAGGAAUUGUGAAUUCUCCUCAGAUAAACCCACUGUUCCAAAAGCAACCAUAAACUGACUAUAGUACUACUACAGUAAAAAGAAAAAAAAAUAAUAACAAUGACCCUUCUGCUUCCUGGUUUCAGAUACACUGGAUUCUUUAGUCUGUGCCCACAUGAGAGCAUGCUGCCGGCUGCUCCUGUUAAGGUCGUGUGUGAGUUUUUCAGUCAGUGUGGUUGCUUGCUGUGCUGUACCAUGUAUGGGUUCUUGUCAUUUCCACGUCCUUCAUGAGAGAUUCAGGUGUGGCUUGAUCUUGUGCCUUACUUGUACACUUAAAUGAGAUAUCUUCAUUCCUUCCCAAUUCCCAAACCUUAACUUUGUCCUUUUUGUAAGAGAACCAGAACUAUUCCAGAAGCAUCAUGAAGGAUUUCAGAUGGGCGUGGUUUCAUAGUUCCCUCUCUUUGUAGUUGUUUUAUACUUGUAUGAGAGAACAGUUUUGAAUGACCUUCGAGUAAUCUUGCUACAUCCCUUCUCUCUGGCUUUUGUGAGGUUGUCUUGCGUCUCUCUGAUGCUUGGCUUCGUUCACAUCUAAGCAAGAGUCUGCAUUUACAGACAGGUGUGUUCACUUCAUCUGCUUGAAAGUGAUUAUUUUGUUUUCCAGAACUUUUUAGGAGAAGAGUACCCAUUUUGGUUGUUUUUUUACAACAGAUGACAUGUCUCUUUAAAAGAAACUGAAGUACAGUACUUUUGAAAUACAAUGCUAUUGGUAUGAAUUUCUCUUUUAUAUAUAAUAUUCAUACAAUUACCUGAUGUUUGCCUUCAUUAAUAAAGCUGUUAGUUUAUUCACCAAAAUGUCAAGAAUGGAUGUGCUUUUCUUUAUUCCAUACAUUUAAACAUUAUUUUAGCUGCUAAGAUUUAGUUAACUUCCUAAGAAAUGAAUUCAAGUUGCCUUCAGCAAGAAUUAACAAAACUCAUGUCCCCUUUCUUUAUAUAGUCUUCCUAAAAUUCUGUUCAACUACUUUCUAGUUAAUUAUGUGACAGAAUGUUAGCAUCUCUCUAAAUCUUGAAACUUGAAUUUUGAGAAUGCUUUGAAUUUCAGUGUUAAUAGAAAAGGUCUCAACUAUGUUUCUAGUGGAGUCUUUUGUGGAAUACCAUUUCCCAUGGAACUGCGACCACUUGCACAACUUUGCACAGAACUGCAGUCUUGUUCUUCCCUGGAUUGUGACAAAUGAGUCUCACACAGUGCCGUGAUACUUGUGGAUUCUACCGUGAUCUUUGUCAUCUUAAAUAAGGGCAUUCUGAGAAAAUGACUCCAUGUCUUUUUUUUUUUUUAAUAUUUCAAAUACAGUGGGACGAACAAUGAUGUCAGAAGUAGGGAUGGUGGUUUCAUUUUAAGGAAUAAGCAUAAUGGAGGAAUGUGAUGAACAUGUACUACUGAGAGUUACACACUUCCACAGGCAAGUGGGGUUAUGUGUUGAAGCAUAGUCCCCAUGCUUUGUAAACUGACUGAAAUAGAAAUCACACCUAGGAACUGCACUAUGCCAAAUUGCCAUUUUGUUUUGAAGAGACUUUUGGAGGUGGUAAUAAGGUGAUGGAACCUCACAGCUACUUCCAAAUAGUAUUUUGGAGUUGAAGACUUCAUGGCUAGUAAAGAGCACCCAAGUUUAUGUCUCAGCGUGCCAAGUGUCAACUGGGCUUGCCUCUUUAGUAACAGUGUAAACACCUAGUGUAGUUACUCAGUUCCGGGUGCCAGGAGUGGGACUGAUUCUGUGUCUUGCCCUUUGUCCUUUGGGGUUUUUUGUUUGUUUGUUCAUUUGUUUUCAGAACUAAAUAACAAAACUGUAUGUGUACUGUAUCUGCCUUUCCACAUGUUUUAUGACACUGUACUCCCACUGCCUGCUGUUGUCUUCUUGCCCUAGAGUCUGUCCUAUGGCGAGCAUUUGUGGUUAACAAUGACUCUGGAGCUGCCAACACGGAAGGGCAAGAAUACAAAGUGUUUGCUCCUAUGGUUUGGCAGCCUCUUCGAAUAGUUGCGCUUAGGAUCCUGUCUGUGAUAUGAUUAUAAGUACUCCGUAGUUUUGUUUAUUCCCUGCCCCCAGCUGGAGCUGUGACACUUUAUUGGACUCAGUCUUGUCUCUUGUCUAGAAAGAAUUGUUAUCUUGUUCAUGCAUGAGCUGUUUAAGAAUGACUCAACGUUGGUUAAUAGCCGUGCAGUUUUCCUUUUAGGAGAAGGCCAUGCACAGGUUACUUUGUUUUCUGUCACCCUCUAACCUGUCAGCACUUGUAGUCAGACACAGAAUCAUCAGUGUAUGCAGCACCCUUUGUAAUUUAAAAUAAAAAAUAUGAAAAGAAAA